GUCAGCAGUUUGCGGAAGAGAUGUUUCCCCGCGGUGGGUCACGUUACCGGGACAAAAGCAAAGAAACAUCACCUGCACAACUAAUCAUCACUGAUCAUCGUCACCAGGUUUCCUUGUUUACUCUCAACCUAAUCCUUCUUACCACCUUCCUGAUUUCUCCGUGGGGUGUGACUCUGUUUCAUUGUUUCAUUGGUCUUGUUUCCUUCUUUCCAUCUCUAUAUCAGUGCUGAAUUCGCUGGUAUCAUCUUUUUAGGGAGCACGGGUCACUUCGCCCCUCUUAGUGGCGCCGAAUACAUAUUGCUUUGCGAUUAAGGAAAAAUACUUCAGCACAGCGGCUUGAUUUGCAGCACAUUUUACUAUGGACUCCAUGAGGUCGCUGAACACAUCGCUACCUAGCUCAACCCCUCGUCCUCAACCCCCCGAGCAACUUUUACAAUCAUUCAAAGCGGCUGCAUUGUCCGUUACCAAUCUUUAUAAGAAUGCAGUCUACGAGCAGGCACAGGCAAAACAGGCAGGCUACCAAGAAGCAAUUGAGGAUCUACUACAGUUUUUAGAUAAGGAGAGCCUCGGCCUCACUGGCGGAGAAGGAUCAAAAAUUCGACAAUGGGCAGCUGAAAGGUGUGAUGGAACCGGCACCCCUAGUGAUGACGAUGAACCUGAGAAGCAACCUCGAAGCACCAGCCCUGUUACUACACGCAAGGAACAGCCCAAGACAGAUAGCGUUCGACCACCACCCAAGUCGACGUCGCCUGACGAGUCAGUUUCUGCACAGCAGCAGCCACCCGUUCCCAACGCUCAAGUCACCGACACCAAUACCCUCGAUAGACCCGCCAUCUUUACUUUCUCUGCUGGACCCUCGUUUCCGCCUUGCCAAGAACCUGAUGUAGACAUGCAAUCCUCCGACAGUUCGACAGCCUCAUCUCAGGAUAAUUCACCCGUGAGUGUAUCUGUUCUUCCUCGAACCUCUCGACAACAAGCCCGGCACAACAAUUUUUCACGGACGAACCCUCGAGCAUCUACACGGGAGCCCUCGGCCCCUCCGGGGUCUAAACGAAAGUUUACAGUGCCUGAUUUCUUCGACAUAUCAGGAUUAGGGAAUAGGGAUAUGUUUGGAGGCGGCAAACGCGGCCGUUUCACCUAGAGAAUUUAGUAUCGACGAUUGGACGAACCUAAUAUUCUUAUGGUAACGCAGCGUUUGAUUGAUAUUCUUGAAUUCACGGUGCAUUUGGAGGGAGUAUCGCAUGUGGUCUUCUUUCGGCCACUACUUGUUGUCAUCAUAUUCCAGCCUUUUCUCUUCAUUGGCUUCCUGUUUUGUUAUAACGGCUAAACAUAUAGAGGUUAUCAGAUCUGGUGAUACCCGGUGGAGCAGCUCUUGUGAUGCUUAUUUCGUAUAGUUAUUCUUUUGUUCUUCAUCGUUCUUUCUACUUCGUUAAUAUGCAUAUAUGACGACCACCCCAGGCGAACAUUUCUAUCUUCUAGUUGUUCU
Molecule: messenger RNA, 1486 nt
Organism: Aspergillus alliaceus
Lineage: Eukaryota; Fungi; Ascomycota; Eurotiomycetes; Eurotiales; Aspergillaceae
Exons: 1
Coding region: 359-1141 (260 amino acids)
Source: RefSeq, a predicted model, not a curated record